AUGGUUGAUUUGGCUUCAACAGCAAUGUUAAUGUUUUCCAAAGGAAAGGAAAACAUUGAUGUGAUGAUAAUCAAUGUCAAUUCAUUUGAUCUACUUUCCUUUAAGCUUUUGGAUCAAGCUGUGGCCUUGUACAUCAGCUCAGUCGUUGUAUGUGAUGAACCCGGUCCAUUCUUAGCAGAGAAGGCCUUGAAUGCUGGAGCUUACCUUUACCUGAAAAAGCCACUUCUCGAGGAAAUUGUGAAAUACUUAUGGCAAUUUGUAUUGAGGGAGAAAAAUCAAAAGAAAAAAGUGAGAGAAGGAUUAGAAGAAAAUGGAGAUCAGGUGAAUGUUAUUGGGGAUCCUGAUGAUAUUGGUAACAAAGAUAUUAUUGGAAAUGAUGAACAAGAUGGAGAGAAGAAUGUGCCUAAUACUGAGGAACAUAGCAAUAACAUUCAUAAGGCUGAAAACAAUAUCGUAUCGAAUGGAAAAUACAAGUUAAGGAGGAAGAGAGGGUGUUACCCAACUGACAUUCUUAAGGCGAUGAAUGUGCCUGGACUUACCAACAGGCAAGUUGCAAGCCAUCUUCAGAGCUUCAGAAGAGCGAAAAUCUAUUCGCCACCCCCAUCAGGUCAAGGAUCCUCAAGUGGUUCUCAACAAAGAAGUAGCUUUAGAAAUUUUGGGACAAUGCUUCGUCUUCAAACAAAUGUUGCAAAUCUGAAACAACAGCAACGUAACAUAGUUCAAAUCCAAAGUGGCCAAAAAGGAGAUAGUUCAACUCAGCAGCAGCUCUAUCGAACUCAACUUCAGGUUCAACCCAUAUACCUCAACAUUGACAGCCCAUUCAAUAACCCAUUUUUGUUGGUCAGAAAUAAUGUUGAUGGUGGGAUACAACAACAACAUGGAUCAUUAUUUGGAAUGCUGGGUUCACAAGGACUUUAA
Molecule: messenger RNA, 918 nt
Organism: Lycium barbarum (goji berry)
Lineage: Eukaryota; Viridiplantae; Streptophyta; Magnoliopsida; Solanales; Solanaceae
Product: two-component response regulator ARR11-like
Exons: 5
Coding region: 1-918 (305 amino acids)
Biological process (GO): cytokinin-activated signaling pathway
Source: RefSeq, a predicted model, not a curated record